Ziziphus jujuba (common jujube) is the source of this 1903-nucleotide messenger RNA. RefSeq names its product protein JINGUBANG. The record is from RefSeq and is a predicted model, not a curated record. The transcript has a single exon. Gene Ontology annotation, molecular function: protein binding. NCBI's taxonomy places the organism in Eukaryota, Viridiplantae, Streptophyta, Magnoliopsida, Rosales, Rhamnaceae. The coding region runs from base 472 to 1815 and encodes 447 amino acids.
UCAUUUCCAUGUCUCUGUGUUUUUCCAAUAACUUUCAAUUAUUACAUAAAGGCGGGGCGAGAGAACCGAGAGUGAGGUGGACCGGUCGGCGCCUCUCCGGCUUCGGAUCCUUCGGGCCCACCGUUUGGAAUUGAGUCCAACUCAGAAAAGGCCCACAAUGAGGUCCUGCUUUUCAUAUCUCUUCUGUCCAUCACCGUGUUUUGCCAAAUGGCCACCCCGUGCUCUCUGUUUCUGUAAAAGGCCUCUACACCAAAGUGGACCCCAAUCUCCAUUUACCAAAAUAACCCUCAUUCCCUCUGUCUCCCCAACGUCGUUUCGUAAAACCUCGGACCAAUCGUACCUUCCAUCUCUCCACGUGUCACCAGUAGGCUUCAAAUUUCUUUUCCUAUAUAUCACCUCGCUCACUGUUCCAUUCACUUUUCUCUUUCUAGUUUAUACUCUCUCUCUUUAAUCUCUCUCUCUAAGCCGGCAAUGAAGGUUCGGUCAUGGCUAGCCACCUGCAGCUCCUCUUCAUGCACAACCGCGGCCAACGAGUCCACCAUCCCCUUGACAAAAACCUCUCCACCGUCUCAAAAAAGGUUCGUUUUUGACACAAGUAGCUCCUCCGAUACACCAAGUAGCGCCACGUCAUCAACAUCGUCGUCGAACUCCACCAGUGAUACAUGCAGUACCAGCCUCUAUAGCAACCUCUCCCUCCAAACCCUGCCAUCUGUCCCCUCCCUCCAAAAACUCUCUCCCGAAUCCCUUAACCUCUCCAUUUCCCAUGUCAGCAUAGCCUCUCUCAGACCCCGACUACCACUCCCUCUAACCUGCGUCGCUGUCCACGAUACUCUUCUCUACACCGCUUCAUCUCAUGAAAUCAACGUCUACGAUCGAACCACCAGCUUCACGCAUCUCGAUGCGCUCAACGGGAAAGAUUGCUCCUCCGGUUCAAUCAAAGCCGUUGCUUUCUCUGACGGAAAGGUUUUCACGGCACACCAAGACUGUAAGAUCCGUGUCUGGUUAACGGCGUCAAGUAAACGGCACAAGCUCUUAACUUCCCUACCAACCGUUAACGACCGUUUGCGCCGUUCCAUUCUUCCCAAGAACUACGUCAAUGUCCGUCGUCACAAGAAAAAGCUCUGGAUUGCACAUGCUGACGCCGUUACAGGCCUUGCCGUUAACAACGGUUUGAUCUACUCGGUUUCUUGGGAUAAGAGCUUGAAGAUAUGGCGUUCCUCCGAUCUCCGUUGUGUUGAGUCCGUCAAAGCUCACGACGACGCAGUUAACGCCGUUACUGUCUCAAAUGAUGGAACUAUUUACACCGGGUCGGCGGAUUGUCGGAUUAGGGUUUGGGCCAAACCGUUUGGUGAGAAACGGCACGCGCUGAUAGCUACCUUGGAGAAACACAAAUCGGCGGUGAAUGCUCUGGCUCUAAACGACGACGGAUCGGUGCUGUUUUCAGGGGCUUGUGACCGUUCGAUCUUGGUUUGGGAGAGAGAAGACAGCGCGAAUCACAUGGCCGUGACGGGGGCGUUGAGGGGCCACGGAAAGGCUAUACUGUCUUUGUUCAACGUCUCCGCAUUGCUGUUGAGUGGGUCAGCGGAUCGGACGGUCAGGAUCUGGCGACGUGGACAUGAUGGGAUGUACGGCUGUUUGGUUGUUCUGGAAGGGCACGUGAAGCCGGUGAAGUCGUUGGCGGCUGUUAUGGAUGGUGCUUCGAACGGCGUCGUUACGGUGUUUAGUGGAAGCUUGGAUGGGGAGGCUAAGGUGUGGCAGGUCACAGUUUCAAAUUGUAACAGUCCGGUGUCCCAAUAUCUUAUGAAAACAAAUUAAUUGAAAAAAAGGAAAUAUUUAUGUAUAAUAUUUUGAUAUGAUUUUUGAGAUGCUAGGUGUGAGAAUUAAAGAUUUAUGUAUUUUAAUC